Messenger RNA from Xyrichtys novacula (pearly razorfish), 687 nucleotides. The record is from the annotation of a GenBank genome assembly. Lineage: Eukaryota; Metazoa; Chordata; Actinopteri; Labriformes; Labridae.
AUGAUCCAGUUGUUUUUGGACGGUUUAACUCUCAGGAUUCAUUGUAAAACUUGCAAACAGUCAGUAGUUUUUCGUUUGUGUUUCGUUGAUGGUGACUAUAGACACACAAAUCUGACGUGGUCCAUCUCUACUCUACAGGUUCAGUGGUCUCCUCACAACGAAACCAUCCUGGCCUCCAGCGGCACAGACAGGAAGCUCAACGUUUGGGAUCUCAGCAAAAUCGGAGAGGAACACUCACCGGAGGAUGCUGAGGACGGCCCUCCUGAGCUGCUGGUCAGUUAAUUCUCCUGUGUGUGUGUUAGUCAUUAGAAAAAAGUGGCUUUCUUUUUUAAUACUUUUUAUUCUGUCUCUGUAGUUCAUCCAUGGUGGACACACAGCCAAGAUCUCAGACUUUUCCUGGAACCCCAACGAGCCAUGGGUCAUUUGUUCUGCAUCAGAAGACAACAUUAUGCAAGUCUGGCAGAUGGUGAGAGUGUUUGUUUGUCACAGGGGUAGGAAUGUUAAGAGUCCUGAAAAUCAUUUCAAUGACCGAGAAGUUAAAAGCAGGCGCAGCAUGGUCAGACUUUUCAAAUACAUUUAUUAAAGACUGAAUGCCAUUGACAGUGAAUAUACUUUACUUUCCAGGCUGAAAAUAUCUACAACGACGAAGACCCAGAAGGUGCGACAGAUACAGAGGUCCAGGCAUGA